AACUUUUGUUCUUACUUCAAUUGAGCACUAAAAAAUCUGAAACGAAAUAUUCAAAUUUAUUUUUUCUCCUUUUAACUGAAAAACGAAAAUUUACGAAAAUAUCAGCGAAAACGAUUGGAUUUAGCGAAAUCGGCACACAAAUGUUACCGAUGGCGCAAAAUGAUUGCUUCCUGAGCAUGAGUCAAGAUUAUCUCAUCUGUACAACGGUACACAAAGCACGACAGUUGGGAGUUUUCACAGGCGAGACAUCCGUACGCAUUACGCUCGACAAGGCACAUAGGACCACCAAGCCAUACGCGCGCUCAGAAAACCCCUUUUACAAUGAGUAUUUCGUAUUCGAAAUCCGCUGCACGCUAACGGAACUUUUGCGUUUAACGGUGCUGUACGAAGUGCGUAAGCGAAACGCCUGCAAGAAGACCAUGUCGCAUGGUGAAUUGCUAAUAGAUCUGCAGAGCGUUUGGAAUCAACCGAAUCGUUGUUUCUUCAAAAAGUGGGGUCGUCUGGAGGCCUCCAUUGCAGAUGUGUCCAAUAAUACACCGGGUGCACCUAAAGGUUAUCUGCAGAUCGAUUUGGCAAUCGUAACACAGAACUCCGAUCCGAAUACUGUGUUAAGGCCAAACGACGACAUGCUAGAGUUGAAUAGAUGGCAAAUAAAUCAGGACUAUGAUAAUAUCGAGCGCAACAUGCUACAAAAUGCCGACAAUUCCAUGCAGUGCAAUAUCCGUUAUAAUGUCACACUCUAUAAGGCAGUGCUGACCAAGAAGAGUGACUAUCUCAUACAAUUUAGAUUCCAUCCUUUCAAGGGCAAGACAAAUGUUUGCAAGUCCACUACUCAACCGGAGUGGAACCAUUCGGUGUGCUUUUCAUGGACCUAUCCAUCACUAUCGCAGACCUUUGUCGUACAAAUUCUCUCACAUGAGCAUUUACAGUGGAAGACUAUCGCUGACUAUGAGAUACAUUUCGAUGAGAUCGCUUUUAAAGAUAAGCCAGCCUUGGGUCCCACUUAUGUACAUUUCUACGAUAUAUCAAAUCCAUUGCAGUAUUUGGGACGGCUUUUGGUAGAAGUCGUUUCGGAGUGUUUACCAUCCGGUCCGGCGCGAGAUCUAUUAACUAAACCCGUGGCGCCGUUAGACGAGAAGCGUUGGUGGCAGGAAGAGACAUUUCUAGUGGAAUUUCUACCGUUGCAGGGUGACUUUCUGCACGGAAAUUUCAGUAACUGUAAAAUUACCAUGAAGCUUGCAGAGAAUUCCUCGAACUACGUGGAGUGUUUUCUAAAGAGUUAUGCGGGUAAACACAACAACACUGGCAACAGCUUAAAAUAUUUUCGCCAGGAAGCACCUUAUAAAGCGGUCUAUCUAAAAAUCACAAUGCCCGACAAUCGCUAUAAGUUCGAUAGCGAUUAUUAUAUGCAAGAAAUAUUGGAUUUAAUAGAAUCUGAGCUGGCAACAUUCAAACUUUUCCAAAUCAAGUACACCAAUCAAUUUGUGUUGCAAGCCAAGUGUUUCAAGGCAAUCAUUAUGCAUUUGCAGAGUAAAUUGAAAGAAGGCGUCGAGGAUAAGCGUCUGGAAUAUACGGGUUUCAAAGAGACAACUAUGUGGGACGCUAAUCGUUUGGUCUAUAUUAAUUCAUUUUUUGAAAAGUUCCCUGAAAAGCUACGCGCCAUGCGUCACAAGCUCAAGACUUCACCAUCUAUACUCAUAGAGUCCACCAUUGCUGAAGUUGUCGAUCAAAUGGUUUUACAUUCCAAUGAGCUGAAGAGUCUUUUGGCCACGACACGUCUGCAGGAUGAGUGGCCCACGCUGUUUAUAAUGCUUAGCGCUUCGGGCAGGAAUGAUAUUGCGGUAUGUCGUUUGAAUGGCAAGUACUUUUUGAAUGCGCCCAGAGAUAAGUCAGCGAGUCCGAAUAGUUUGUGUUGGCGCACGCGAAAUUUCAUAUUCAAGGACAUUCAAUGUCAGCAUAGUUGCAUCAACUGUGGCUGUAAUGUCGGCAUUAUACAAGGCUCUCUUGGCAUUGUGGUGGAUAGUGAACGUACUGAGUAUUUGGCCAGCAUCACUAACGAUUGGAAGCAGACCGAAUUAUACUAUUGGUCACCGAUAAUACACUAUACAGUUUAUAAAUGCCGCGUCUUCAUACAUCAAGCUAAGAUACGUCCGGGCAGCGAUACUAGUGGGCUCUGUGAUGGCUAUCUGCGCGUCAUAUUCGGUUCACAGUGGGCACAAACAUCUACCGCAGAGGCCACACUCUCACCCAUAUGGAAUUGUGUGAUCUGCUUCGAUGUCGUUGUCUUCCCCGGCAGUCUACAGUGGUAUAUGAAGAAUCCACCGCUGGUGGCUGUCGAAUUGUACGAUCAUGAUCGCUUAACGGCUAACGAUUAUGUGGGUUGUGGUAGUGUGCCGGUAUCGGUGAUUAGCAUGAAAGAGGCCGAUGAUAGUGCGCGUGAAGAAGCGGAGGGUAAGCUCAAACCAAAUAAAAUGGUGAAGACCCGCACUGCCAUGCAGAAAUAUCAGAAAUUAAAAGUUAUUUCGCCGCCACCACUGACGUGGGUUCCAAUUGCACAGAACGGCGGUGUGAGAGCCGAGGUGCUGAUGUCUGCUGAACUAGUUGAGACAACCGAAGAAAUUGGUAAAUUGGAAUUGCCAGAUCCGACCAUUACAAUGAAUAUACCGACGAGUAUAAGGCCGAUUAUGAAGAACUUUGUCUUGGAGGUUGUAUUCAUCGGCUUUCGAAACUACACUAAAACCACUUUUGGUGGCAGACAUCGUAUCAAGGUCAUGAUGGGUGAUCUUUUGCUGACAAGCGGCCUAUCCUCGACACGCUUGAAGAAUAGCAUAAACUUCUUGGUCAUCUUCGCUUCUGGAGUUGUGAGUCUCCCAGAGCAACUAGAAUACUGGCCCGCCAUCAUAGCCACCGAUGUGUCCGUUUCAUCCAAAGGCGCUGAAACCACAUUAGGCGCAGUUUUGAUACCUGACUCAAAACGUUUUCUACAAGUCGAUAAAACCGUGAAAUGUAUACCGGCAACACCGGACGAAGAAGGUACCACGAUGUUGCAGAUUGGCGAUUACGAGGACAACGAAACUCAGCCAUUACUGCAUAGAGACAAACCGACUUUAUUCCAAAGAACUUUGGACGUAUUCAAAAGAUCCAAAGAUCUCACAAAACUACCGCCCAUCGAUAACACUGACUUAACAAAAAUAAUCGAUGAGACACAGUACAGCUGGUGGACAAAAUAUUACAAUUCCAUAUACACAUAUCAGGAAACUGGUGAUCUCUCGCAUUUAUAUAAGCAAAGCUUGAUUAUCUACCCGAAUGAGUUGGAGCGUCAAGCCGAUCUCGAUUAUUUGCAUGACUGGGCCGAGCCGGUAAAACUGGUGCAUGGCGUGAAGUAUAAGAAGAACGCCAUGCCGAAAGAGGAGACCUAUGCAACGCUGAAAUUAAAUAUUAAACUUGUGCCCUGUAAAUGUGGUACGAAUGAUGGUGGCGACGGCAUUAUGUUGCGUCCACUCGCAGCGGCGCUAAAUCCACGCUAUCAGGCCGAACUCCAUACGCUAACCGAUCUGACAAAGAUCAUUGUACGCGUUUAUGUGAUACAAGGUGUUCAGUUGAGACCGCACGAUAAGAACUCCAAAUCGGAUGCUUAUGUGAGACUGCACUUAGGCGGCAAGACGGUGGUCAAUCGUGCGCAUUACGUGCCUAAUGAGAGUAAUCCGGUUUUCGGAAAGUGUUUUCAAAUGGAUGCUGUACUGCCGAGAGACAAUAUGCUGGAGGUCUCCGUUUUCGAUCGCAAUUUAUUUACGGACGAUUAUAUUGGUUCCACUUAUAUCGACUUGGAAGAUCGCUGGCGUACAAAACAUGGCGCUGCUGUUGGUAUUUCGAAGGAAUACUCAAAAACCGGCUAUAACAAAUGGCGCAACAUGGCCACACCUUUCGAAAUUCUCUCGGAACUUUGUUCCCAGCGCGAUUUGCCGGCACCGAAAUUCGUUGAAAAUCGCAUUGAAGUGGAUGGCGUUAAGUUUAAGGACGAAACGCGACUUGCGUUGGCCGAGGAACUACAGGAGCGUCUAAGCUUAACAGCUUUACACCAUUUGGAUCAACUGCCAUCUUUCUGUUAUAAAUUGGUACCAGAGCAUGUUGAGACACGGACAUUGUAUCGACGAGAUUGUCCCGGUAUAGAGCAGGGCAAAAUACAACUAUGGGUUGAACUAUACGAGGGCAACUUGAAUAUACCACCACCCAUUGACAUCACCCCGCAUCCACCACAAGCUUACGAAUUGCGUGUCGUCAUUUACGGUUGCUCCGACAUAAUGUUGGAUGAGCGUAAUAUAUUCGGCAAAAAGAUGAGUGAUAUCGGUGUGAAGGGCUGGUGUGCGGAUAAGGAGCAAUCGCAAGCCACUGAUAUCCAUUACCGUUCGUUCGAUGGAGAGGCUGCUUUUAAUUGGCGCAUGCUCUUCCCCAUCAAGUACUCUGCCAAUGAGGAUAUGAUGGUUAUCAAAGUCAAGAGUGGCAUACUCAACGAAUACGAAGUAAAGCAUCCGCCCAUUUUAUAUCUACAAGUCUGGGACAAUGAUUUCAUAACGAAAAAUGAAUUUCUCGGUAUGCUCGAGUUGAAUUUGUCGAACUUUCCCGAACCCUGCACAAAUAAGCGUUUCUGCGCGUUGACCAAUGAGUUCGCCGGCAUUAAACUACCCGAACCACUGGCACGUUUACAUGGCAUAACACAUCGUCGCCGACCGCCGGUCAAUUUGUUUGCCAAGAAACGCAUACGCGGUUGGUUUCCAUUGCAUGGACAAAUCGAUCAAAUUUCCAAGGAUAAGAGACUCAAAGAACAGAUGCGAUCGCAAACUGGGAAAAUCGAAAUCGAAUUGGAAAUGCUUACUGAGGCAGAAGCGGCUGCGAAUGCGGUUGGCAUUGGUCGCAAUCCACCAAAUGCUUUAGCUAUUCCAUCGCGUCCCGACACCUCUUUCAAUCCACUUACAAAUCCGUUGAAGUCCUUCCAAAAAAUACUGCUACCCGUGCUUAUUAAAGGUCUCAUCAUACUUGGCGUGAGCGCUCUUGUUAUUUUGGUGCUUGUGCAGUUCUUCUCCAAUCUACCGUUCAAAUUAUUGGGUUUGCGUUGAGUUUAUCGCUUCUUAGUUUGAUACUAACUGUAAUUUACAGUUAUUUCCUAUAUAUUUGAGUAUUGUAUAUUCGUUUUCUUAUUCUCUUCGUCGAGUGUUAAUAAAUAUAAUUU
Molecule: messenger RNA, 5227 nt
Organism: Zeugodacus cucurbitae (melon fly)
Lineage: Eukaryota; Metazoa; Arthropoda; Insecta; Diptera; Tephritidae
Gene: mfr
Product: otoferlin
Exons: 20
Coding region: 141-5114 (1657 amino acids)
Biological process (GO): plasma membrane organization
Source: RefSeq, a predicted model, not a curated record